AUGCGAGUGUUGCCAAGUCUCCUCCUCGUGUCGGCCUCGCAAGCCCACGACGUCUGUUUGCGCUGGAAUGCGUCGACCAUGCUUGCAUGCAAUGUGUCGACGCCAUGCGCCUUUCUGACGCGCAACACGUCGUCGUGCUUUUUGUCGGUGGACCUCAACGAGACGGUUGCUGCUAACAGUAGCUGGCUCGGUGACCGCCCGUUUCUCGCUCAACUUUUCCCACAGUACGACAGCGAAGACGAUGACGAUGACGACGAAGAUGAAGAUGGCGACUUCGACGAUCGGCCGUGGCGUUCACCGCCUGUCAACAGGAACGAAACGCUACCGUGGACGCUAUGGCUCUCGUGGGGUGGCAAUGUCAGUGCGUACUUUGACUUGGAGCAUCUCUUCAACUGGACGGUCAACAGUUCGUCGUCGACGGACAACACGAUUGUGUUUCCGCCACACGGGCACGCGACCAAGAAGCCUUACGUGUUGCGACGCUGGAACGCUUCUACGAACGCCAGCGCGACACCGUACCCGACGAUCGUAGUGCCGCGCAAUGACUCGGCAUAUGGCCGACGCACCACUCCGCCGCGGCUGGCGCUCAACGGGACGGUGUUCAACGAGGCGUACUUGGUCAGCUUUCUCCAGUACCUCUUCAACGCGACGAGGCACCGCAACGACCUAAUGGCGUUCCUCUUGCAUCGGGUCAUUAACCUGCUGCAAACGAAUGGCUCGGUCGCAGCCGAGGCCAUUCAGCGCUUCCGAGUGCAUCCGCCCUCGAACGACAUGCGUCUAUGGAGUCUAUUGUUCACAGCCAACUCGACCCAACAUCGCAACGUCACUGGACAUCCUGUCGAUGCCAUGCGUCCGCUGGGCGAAAUUGUGUGGCAAGUGUACCUCGAGUCGCUGGGUGGCUGGAACCAGAGCAUACCUCGUCUUCCACGACCUAUGAACUGCACCUUGCAGCGUGGGAAUGAAACCACGCCCAACGAGACGGCAGUGACCAUCGCGUGGCCACCCGCCAGCAAUCGAUCCUCGGACCGACCGACGAUGCUGCCCUUCCGUCCGUUGCGACCCACGCCUCGGCCGUCGCGCAAUGACAGCGGUAGUGGCAGUGACGCGAACGCGUCAAUGACAACGCCAACCAUCACGGACAAUGGCAAUGGCAGUAACACGAACGGGUCAGCGACGACGCCAACCAUCACAGUGUCACCUUCGGACGCACUGGCUGCGACGAGCCCGACAGUUACCACGUCGUCGUCGCACGUCGAUGUGAUCGUGCUGUUGUGCGUCGCUGUCGUUGCAGUCGGCUUUCUCGCAGCCCGCGUCUACGCGCGUCGGCACAACAUCGAAGCGUACAGUCACCUCCAAGAUUAG
Messenger RNA from Saprolegnia diclina VS20, 1362 nucleotides. RefSeq lists its product as hypothetical. Bases 1 to 1362 code for a protein of 453 amino acids. The transcript has a single exon. The record is from RefSeq and is a predicted model, not a curated record. NCBI's taxonomy places the organism in Eukaryota, Oomycota, Saprolegniomycetes, Saprolegniales, Saprolegniaceae.